Rotaria sp. Silwood2 is the source of this 1785-nucleotide messenger RNA. NCBI's taxonomy places the organism in Eukaryota, Metazoa, Rotifera, Eurotatoria, Philodinida, Philodinidae. The record is from the annotation of a GenBank genome assembly.
AUGGAAGUGUGCAAUCCCGAUAGUCUUCGUCAAAUCGCUAGUACUUAUCAUGAUUUAUUAACACAUGAAAAAUCACUUGAUUUUCUUAUUGAUCUUUUACAAAAAGAUCAAUUACAUGAUUCAUUAUCAUUAAAUGCAUUAGAUAAAACAAUAUCAUUUUAUGAACACAUCUAUAAAAGUUAUUUAAGUGAAGAAAAAUUUUCAAUGUCGAAUUAUAUGCGAGAUUUAACACGUGCAGUAUUAUACAGUAGUGAUGCACUUCAAAUAGAUACUCAACGCAUACAAGUUUUACAAAAGGAAAAUGAACAGCCUGGUAAUGAUCAAAGUCCAUUUGCUGUUCUUGUUAAGCGUCUUAUUGAUAGUAAUGAACAAAUACGAGCUCAAGGUGGCAAAAUAAAUCGUCUUGUACCACAAGAUGAAGAUAAAAAUCGUUUAUUAACUCUCGAUUCAAAUAGCAUAUCUUCAAUUGAAGCAUCUAUUCGUAAUUUAGAUCGUUUAACCAAAACAUUUCAUGAAAUAUGUUCUAGUUUAACAACACAAAUUCUCUUACUUUCUGAUGCUAAUGAACGAGUAAGUACACAAGAUAUAGAAAAUAUUGCAUAUCAAGCAUGUGAUAAAGUCUAUAAAAAAGAAGAUAGUGGUCCAUAUGAAAGUCUUUGGGAUUCUAUGCAUGAAACUGUUUCUAUAUUAACAACAAUAAGUAAUUCAUUAGAAACAGGUUCAUAUGAUUCAACAACAAUUGAACAAAAUUCUAAACAAUCAAUUUAUUUAAUUGCUGAACAAUUUAAAACAUCAAUAAAUCAAUCAGAUGUAAUUCGUAGUAAACUUGAAUUAAAAGAAGAAGAAUUAUUAGAUAUUAAAAAAUUGCUUAAAAUAAAACAAGAUGAAUUAAGUGAAUUAAAUAUACGUUUAUCAUUAAAUGAAAAAAAAAUUGAAAGUUUACAAAAAGAAUUCGAAGAUAAAGAUAAUAAACAUAAACAAACAUUAGAAGAAGUUAAAAUUGAUGGACAAAAAAAGAUUAAGCAAUGCGAAGAAGCUAUAGCUGUUUUACAAAAUGAUAAUGAACAACUUGAACAAGAAAAAACUGCAUUAAAAGAACGACUUAAACAAUUAACUAAAAAUCAACUUGUUGAUGGUUUAAUGCAGAAAAAAAUUGGAGGAACAUUAAAAACACCUGGAAUAACUACUUCUAUAACAGAUGGACAAGUAUCUCCACAACGCCAAUUAUCGUCGCCAUCUGUCAGUGAUGGGGGUUUUGUAUCAACAACGAGUGAACAAGAAGUUUCAGCACUUCGAAAUACUGUUCGACUUUUAAAAGAUGAAAUAUGGCAUUUAAAAAUGAAUCGUGCAUCAGUUGAAUUCUCUAAACUUGAGACGCCAACACCAGCUACGAAAAUAAGUGAAAUAGCUGAUAUUUAUAAAAGUUCAACAUUGCUUUUAAAUGAUCUAUUUUCAUCAAUAGCCAAUUAUAAAAUAACUGGAGAAAAUGUAGCUGUUAAACAAGAAAUUAUACGUUCAAAAAUGAAAUUAGUCGAUCAAACAGCAAAUAGUCUUAAUAAUCGUCUCUAUCAAUGUCAAAGUAAUAUUAUUCCUGGUUCAACAAUUGAAACCAUGAUGAAAACAUAUUGCAAUCCACAAUUUUCAAAAACUGUUGCAUGUGAUCGACAAUUAGCAGCCGAAAUUCAAUUACCCGGUGGUGUUAGUGGUGAUGGUAAUGGUGGUGAAUUAAAUAUAACUCAAGAACAAUAUCGUACAAUAAUGCGUGAAGCUAUUGGUUGUGUUUAA